AUGUUAUCUGAUGAUCCACUACAACCACCAUCGCCACCACCAUCCACAACAGCAUCAACUGCAUCGUUUCAAUUACUCUCAGCGUGUGCAGGCAAACAAAAACGUCGACAACGUCACGAUUCGAAUACCACCGAUAGUUCAUCGUCUCAAACAGUUAUCCGUCGUACAACCGCCUGGCGAUAUGUAAUUGUCUUUGGAUCAUUUGGUGUUCAUUUCGUUGCCGACGGUCUUCUUUUUUCAUUUGGUAUUCUUAUGCAUACAAUCAAAGAUGAUUUAAAUCUCGGAUUACAUACUGUCGGCAUUAUAGCGUCGUUGUUUGUUAGUUUACCUCUCCUCUUAGCACCGCUAUGUAGUGCAUUAGUCAAUAAAAUUGGUUGUCGUAUUAUGACUAUGCUAGGUGGUGUACUUUGUUCUCUUGGGUUAGUUUUUGCUUCAGUUUUCGGUAAUUUUACGGGCGCAUUGAUUGGCAUUGGAAUAACCUGUGGCAUAGGGUUAUCGUGUGUUUAUGUCCCGGCAGUUGUCAUUGUGGCACAUUACUUUGAUGAGAAUCGUGCUAUAGCAACAGCUGUUGCUGUCGGUGGAACAGGCCUUGGCAAUGCGGUUGUGGCACAAGUUAUUCACAUAUUAAAUGAUUACUACAGCGAUUGGCGAGACACGACUCUGUUCUUAUCGGGUAUAAUGUUCACUAUUGUGCUGUUUGGAGCACUUUUUCGUCCUGCUGAAUUUGCAUUUCAUAUAAAAGAUAAAAACUAUCACCAUACGAUGAACGAUAUGCGUUUACCACCAUCAUGUAUGACAUCGAUGGAAAAAUUACAACGGUUCAUCAAUGAGAUGGAUAAGCAAUGUGCGUUACGCCAUGCAAAUCAAUCUGUCAGUAUCUCAAUGUCGAAUAAUGAACGAAUCUCCACAAUUAACGACGACAAUGAUUCGAUAUCCAUUGCGAAUGAAUCCGAUCUUUUCGAUUCGUAUUCAGCUGAUGAUAUCACGGAUAUUCAACAUGAAAAUAGCCCGAAAAUAGAUAUGGUCACCUUUCGCGAAAAGAUCUCCAACGACAGAACUUUCAUCAAUGAACGUUGGAAGAAAAUAACGAAAAGGCAAGGUGAAGCCGGAACGAAUUUGAAAUCAUUUCGCAUGCCUAAUUUCCGUUACUUAAUAUCAAAUAAGACUAAAGAACGAAACAAUGCAUUAGUUGUGCCAAAUCAAAACAAAAAUCCAUUAAUCGAUAAAAUAAAUUCAACAACGCAUCAUCUUGGACAUCAUGGUCGUGAUCGACCAAUACCAGUUGUUGACGAGCUAAAACACAAUAAUAUCUCACCAGCAAUACCAUUUGAAGAUGCUAUGCCGAAGAAAGACUCGAUUCUCAAAACAGAGCACAUCGAUUUAUUACCCAUAGCGAACAAAGAUACGCUUGCACCUGGUCGCCCUUCGGUUCGGUUUCGUUCACUUGCAACGGCAAAACAAGCGCAACAUCUUCUACAAGUUUACUAUCAACCAAUCAAUCAAAAGGAUAUUUUCUAUCCGGGUAAUGUGCCAAUAAAAUUAUCGGAGAAAAAGCAAGCGUUAUCCGCGACAAGUUGCCCUGAUUUAACUCAAUCGUAUGUUUACGAAGAAUCAGCAACAUCGAUAUCGAGCUCAUCGUCGGAGUCCGAUGAUGAAGAUAGAUCGGGAGGACCUCGUCAGCGACGUCAUCGAUUGCUUUUCUAUCGAAAAGGUUUAUCAUUUCUUCAUACAUUACGUCGAAUGUUAGGUUUACAAUUAUUCCGUGAUUAUCGUUAUAUAUUGAUUUUUAUCUCACAAUUUCUUUUCUAUUUAUUCUACGAUUUAAUCUAUUUAUUUCCAGUUGAUUAUGGAGAAACAGUAAUUGGCUAUUCAAAAUCGCAGAUGACAAUGCUAGUGACUAUUCUUGGUAUCGGCCAAUUUUUCGGUCAACUCUUCUUCGGUUUUAUAGCAAACUAUUCAGCUAUUGACGAACUAAUCCUCUACAAUAUCGGUGCAAUACUUUGUAGUGUUGCUAGUUGCCUGAUCCCAUUCGUUGCUUACUCAUACCCCGCAUUAGUAUCGACUAUUCUCCUCUUUGGAUUAGCAGUCUCAGCUAAUUAUGCAUUGACAUCCAUUAUACUUGCUAACAUGUGUGGUUUAGAAUUGUUAACAUCAGCUUACGGACUGAUCUUACUUGGACAAGGACUUUCCUCGUUAUUUGGGCCAGUUAUGGGAGGUUGGAUUGCUGAACGCUAUAGUUAUAUAGCAUCGUUAAUUAUCGCUGGAAUUUUCAUGGGUUUAUCUGGUUGUGUGACAAUAGUAUUGUAUAUAGUACAAUUUAUAAAGAAACGGAAAUCAGAUAAAACAUCAGGUGGGAAAACGAUCAAAACCAAUACGACGAUGAACACGUCAGAUAGUGAACAGUGA
This is a messenger RNA of Adineta ricciae, 2406 nucleotides long. The record is from the annotation of a GenBank genome assembly. Lineage: Eukaryota; Metazoa; Rotifera; Eurotatoria; Adinetida; Adinetidae.